Acytostelium subglobosum LB1 is the source of this 1002-nucleotide messenger RNA. RefSeq lists its product as hypothetical. Bases 1 to 1002 code for a protein of 333 amino acids. Gene Ontology annotation, cellular component: ribonucleoprotein complex. The record is from RefSeq and is a predicted model, not a curated record. Gene Ontology annotation, biological process: ribosome biogenesis. NCBI's taxonomy places the organism in Eukaryota, Evosea, Eumycetozoa, Acytosteliales, Acytosteliaceae. The transcript has 4 exons.
AUGCCUCUUGUGAUUGUGCUGCAGUUGCAGGCUGUUGUUGUUGUUGUUUUCCACAUCCUCCACCUCCACAACAUUGUGAUUUACCACAACCUGACAUUGUUGUUAUAUUAUAAGUUUAGAUCACACAACAACAAGGAAGGAAUGACUGACAAGAACAAGAAGCCAGCCGCCGCUGUUAAGCCAGCCGCCAAGACUGCCGCCAAGCCAGUCGCCAAGACUGCUGCCCCAGCCAAGAAGGGUGCCAAGAAGCCAAGAACUUUGUUCAACAACUUGUACACCAAGAAGGUCCGUGUCUUCGGAACUGGUUUCGGUGUCAUCCCCAAGCACGACUUGACCCAUUUCGUUAAGUGGCCACGUUACGUGCGCAUCCAGCGCCAGAGACGUGUGUUGUUGAGACGUUUGAAGGUUCCCCCAACCAUCAACCAGUUCACCCGUGUCCUCGACAAAAACACCGCCACCAACUUGUUCAAGUUGCUCGACAAGUACCGUCCAGAGGAGGCCGCCGCCAAGAAGGCCCGUCUCCUGAAGGCUGCUUCCGAGAAGGCUGCCGCCCCAAAGGGUGAGAAGCCAACCAAGCCAACCAAGGACGCCAAGCCACUCUCCGUCCGUCACGGAAUCGACUUGGUCACCCGUUUGGUCGAGAAGAAGAAGGCCAAGUUGGUCGUCAUUGCCCACGACGUCGACCCAGUUGAGGUUGUCCUCUGGCUCCCAGCCCUCUGCCGCCGUAUGGACGUCCCAUACUGCAUCGUCAAGUCCAAGUCCAGAUUGGGCAAGGUUGUCCACAUGAAGAAGACCUCGUGUGUUGCCAUCACCUCUGUCGCCCAGGCUGACCAGCACGACCUCGGUCUGCUCGUCGAGGCUGCCAAGCAGAUGUACAACAACAACGUUGACCACCGCAAGCAGUGGGGUGGAAACAUCCUGUCUGGCCCAACCCGUGCCAUGAUUGCCAAGCGUCUCAAGGCUGCCAACAAGGAGGCCACCGCCAAGUCCAGAAUCAACUAA